AUGGGCGCCAAACCAUCGUCAGAAGCUGCUCCCGAAGAUACCUUUGUGGAUUACUAUGAGCUUUUAGAGGUUGAACAGACCGACUCGGCGGAUGCUAUCCGCAAGUCCUAUCGGAGACUAGCUCUCCGCAUGCAUCCUGACAAAAAUCCGGGGCAGGAAGAAGAAGCGAAGAAACGCUUUGUCAAGCUGCAGGAGGCGUACGAAGUCUUAAGCGACGAGCAGGAGCGCGCAUGGUAUGAUCAAAACCGUGAACGUCUGAUACAUGGUAUUGAGGAAGAAGAAGACGACGACGAUGUGGACGCCAAGUUCCAGCUCUUCCGAUCUGGUGGCGCAGCUCCGAAAGCUGCGACAAUGGCAGCUGGUGUAGGUGUGUCGCACCUGCUGCGCUUCUACGCGCCCUCUUUGGCGAAGGACUUUAGCGAUUCUUCUACCUCUUUCUUCGGCACGUACCGCCGCCUCUUCGAGCGCCUGGCCGAAGAGGAUAUGGUCGCUGCUCCUUAUCCAGGCGAGACACACACGGGCGAUCUUGCCGCUCCAUGGCGGGACGAUCAGAGAAUGUAUCCCUCUUUCGGACAUCCCACUACGGAUUAUACCUCAGGAACCGAGCCAGUACGUCUUUUCUAUCAGUUCUGGACCCAAUUUUCUAGUCGUAAGAGCUUUGCAUGGAAGGACCAACAUGACCUCCGGGACGCGCCUGACCGUCGUGUGAAGCGCUUGAUGGAAAAGGAUAACAAGCGCGCACGCGAUGCCGCACGAAAAGAGUACAAUGACGCGAUCCGUGGCCUCGCAUCCUUUAUCCGCCGCCGUGACCCGCGUCACAAAGCAUUCCAGGCGCAGCAGCAGGCCGGAGUGAGUGCCGCUGCGCAGGCAGAACGCGAAGAGUGGCGGCGUGCAGAGGCAGCCAAGCGCCAGGAGGAAAAACGUGCGCAGGCGGCCUCUUUCCGUGCUCAGAGCUGGCAGAUGGCCGAGGCGCCCACUACCGAAUGGGACGACUUUGGCAGUGGUGAGGAGCUGGACGCCCAGGCACAAGAGGACGAUGAAGGCGAUCUAAGUGACGACUCCCUUGAAGGGGACGAGCCUUUCUGGGACUGUGUUGCAUGCAACAAGCGCUUCCAAUCGGAGGCUGCAUGGUCGAAUCAUGAGAGAAGUAAAAAGCACAAGAAGGAGGUGCAGCGGCUCAAGCGCGAGAUGCUCGAAGACGACUUGGCUCUCAAGGAUAUUACCCAGGAUACGGCCGCCUUGAAAGUGAGCGACCAAGGGCUGGUCCCUGAGCAAGCGGUUGAUGCAGAACCCACGCACGCGGCUAAUGUCGACGAAGAAAGCUCAAGGAAAAAGGACAAGAAGCGCAAAAAGCAAGCGAAGAAAAUGCAGGCAGCCAUGGAAGAUACUCUUCGAUCUGAUGCAGGGGCUUCGAGCAGCUCUGAAAUUUCAUUCCCCCACGAGUCCCACUCCCAACAUGAGAUGCGUCUGCAAAAGAUCUACGAGAUUCUCCCUCACCUGCGCGAUCUCCCAUCGUAUGCAAAACGUCCACCUGGCUCCUUCGAUAUCUUUGGCUAUGGCUCCAUCAUCUUCAAGCCGCCUCCUCAUGUGAUUAGCUACACCCCUGGCUACAUCCAAGGCUUUGUCCGCCGCUUUGCGCAGCACUCGGUGGACCACCGCGGCACACCAGAGCGACCCGGUCGUGUGGUGACACUCGUAUCCGCAGAUCACUGGCACAGCUUGCCUGGUGCCGACGAUGCGCCGGAAGGUGACAUUGUCUGGGGCAUCAGCUAUACCAUUGACCCGGCGCAUGCGGACGAGGUGCGAGCCUACCUGGACGAUCGCGAGAAGAACGGUUAUACACCCAUGUGGGCACCGAUCCUCGGAUACUAUGGCACGUCAGAGGAACCACAAGUACUUGUGCCGGAAGCCCUGGUGUAUGUGGGUCUGCCCGACAAUGAAGCAUUUGUCGGUCCACAGCCGCUGGACGAGCUGGCGGAACGCAUUCACACAUGCCACGGGCCAAGUGGCCCCAACCACGAGUACUUACUCCGGCUGGCGGAGGCAGUGCGGAUUCUCACACCAGAGAGUAAAGACAACCACCUAUUUUCCUUGGAAGAAAAGGUCCUUGCGCUCAAGGCGCAGGAAGAGCCCUUAGCUUCCAGAAAACCGCGCCGGAAACCCAAGGCCAAGCCACCGUCAGGUACGGAAGUGUGCAACCAGUGCCAUGCAUCAUUCCCUUCGCGGUCUAAGCUAUUCCAGCAUGUGCACGAGCAAGGACAUGCUCUUGCGAGUGGCCACGGUGCACGCGGAAAAAAGUAG
Molecule: messenger RNA, 2301 nt
Organism: Malassezia sympodialis ATCC 42132
Lineage: Eukaryota; Fungi; Basidiomycota; Malasseziomycetes; Malasseziales; Malasseziaceae
Biological process (GO): glutathione catabolic process
Cellular component (GO): cytoplasm
Molecular function (GO): zinc ion binding; nucleic acid binding; glutathione specific gamma-glutamylcyclotransferase activity
Source: RefSeq, a predicted model, not a curated record